AUGACUGUCAAGGUUGGCAUCAACGGUUUCGGCCGCAUUGGCCGUAUCGUCUUCCGCAAUGCGGUUGAGCACCCCGACGUCGAGAUCGUUGCCGUUAACGACCCCUUCAUUGAGCCCAAGUACGCUGAGUACAUGCUCAAGUACGACUCUACCCACGGCGUCUUCAAGGGCACCAUUGAGGUCUCCGGCAGCGAUCUGAUCGUCAACGGCAAGACCGUCAAGUUCUACACUGAGCGCGACCCCUCUGCCAUCCCCUGGAAGGACACCGGCGCCGAGUACAUCGUCGAGUCCACCGGUGUCUUCACCACCACUGAGAAGGCUAGCGCCCACUUGAAGGGUGGUGCCAAGCGCGUCAUCAUCUCUGCCCCCUCGGCCGAUGCCCCCAUGUACGUGAUGGGUGUCAACGAGAAGACCUACGACGGCAAGGCCGCUGUCAUCUCCAACGCCUCUUGCACCACCAACUGCCUGGCUCCCCUCGCCAAGGUUGUCAACGACAAGUUCGGCAUCGUUGAGGGUCUCAUGACCACCGUCCACUCCUACACUGCCACCCAGAAGACCGUCGAUGGUCCCUCGGCCAAGGACUGGCGCGGUGGCCGUGGCGCUGCUCAGAACAUCAUCCCCAGCAGCACCGGUGCCGCCAAGGCCGUCGGCAAGGUUAUCCCCGAGCUCAACGGCAAGCUUACCGGCAUGGCCUUCCGUGUCCCCACCUCCAACGUCUCCGUUGUCGACCUCACCUGCCGUCUCGAGAAGCCCGCCAGCUACGAGACCAUCAAGGCCGCCCUCAAGGAGGCUUCCGAGGGUGAGCUCAAGGGCAUUCUCGGCUACACCGAGGACGAGAUUGUCUCCUCUGACCUCAACGGCAAUGCCAACUCUUCCAUCUUCGACGCCAAGGCUGGUAUCUCCCUGAACGACAACUUUGUCAAGCUUGUCUCCUGGUACGACAACGAGUGGGGCUACAGCAGACGUGUGCUCGACCUCCUCUCCUAUGUCGCCAAGUAUGAUGCUUCUCAUUAA
This is a messenger RNA of Podospora anserina S mat+, 1014 nucleotides long. RefSeq lists its product as uncharacterized. The transcript has 2 exons. The record is from RefSeq and is a predicted model, not a curated record. NCBI's taxonomy places the organism in Eukaryota, Fungi, Ascomycota, Sordariomycetes, Sordariales, Podosporaceae. Gene Ontology annotation, biological process: glucose metabolic process. The coding region runs from base 1 to 1014 and encodes 337 amino acids. Gene Ontology annotation, molecular function: NADP binding; oxidoreductase activity, acting on the aldehyde or oxo group of donors, NAD or NADP as acceptor; NAD binding.